Coturnix japonica (Japanese quail) is the source of this 4200-nucleotide messenger RNA. NCBI's taxonomy places the organism in Eukaryota, Metazoa, Chordata, Aves, Galliformes, Phasianidae. The record is from RefSeq and is a predicted model, not a curated record.
UUUGUGUUUUUUCUUUUUUCUUUUUUGUUUUUUUAACUUUCAAGAAUUCUGGAUAUAUUGUUUUGUGAGAGCAUUAGCAUAAAGUAUUUAGAUAUUACAAAGAAUUUUAUAUUCCUUCCAGAAAUGUGAAGUACAUAUGGAAAUGACAUUCUAAUUUUAGUAGUCCAAAUCUUAUUGUCUGUGCUUAACUAUGUAUUUUUGCAGCUAUGUUUAAGUUCACUGGAUGUACAUAAGGGAGUCUGAAAGUAAGUCUUCAAAUGAUGUGCUUGUAGUUGGGAAGCUCUGCUUGGUAAGGAAUUAAGGCAAGGAUACAGGUGUUUUUUAAUAUAAAGUUUUCAAGUUAAUUUUUUUAAAAAGCAAUUUUGUUACUACAUUAAUAUGUAGUUAUUGUGUUCAGGUUAUGUUUCAAAUCUGCAUGUACUGUAUACAGUGUUCAGUUAGUUCUGGGAAUUGGCUGUGCAAAACCUUUGCUGAAAAUUUCUUAUUUGGUACAGUAGUUUAUCAGGAUGUACGAACAGCUCUGCCAUUCUGGUGAGUUUUGUGCACAGUUCUCCACACUGGCAUGCUAAUAAUUUCAGUUUGGACUUUGCUUUUUAUUGUUAGGCUGUUGACGAAGACAUAAUCUCUUCUCCAAAUAAUGUAGCUUUUGAAAUUGAAAAUGAAAAACUUGAAAUGAACCCUCCAGAGUCAAGUCUAGGAUUUAUGCCUAUUACCAGAGAAAGUAAACUUAUUGCAGUUAAAGGACCAGUACCAUGUCAGAUUUCUGGGCAAACUGCAUUACCUGUUGCAUUCACAUCUCCUGCAACUCACUUUAAGCCUAUAAUCCUGCAGCAAAAUGCAAAUAUAACAAAGGAGGUUCACAUACCACCUACUGAAAAAUUCAAGGAAAAGUUGAGAAAAGAAAAAAACAUUGAUUGCAACAAAUCAGGAUAUGUAGAAGGCUCUAAAAGCUAUGAUAUCAAGGAUACAGAUGUAGUUGAAACUACAUCUGAAAUACCUGAAUGUCGUUUAGAAGUUCCAGGCCACUCAUUCCAGAUGUCUUUAGAAAAGGAAGAAACAGGAAAUGUAUUUACUUCUGAUUCCUCACGUAUUCUACAAGAAAGAAAAAAAUUAUUUGAAGUUCCUUCAAGCUCCUUAACUUCUCUUAAAUCUCCUAAUUCUCUUCAUAUAAAUAACAUCAUUCUCAAACAGAAUUCAGAGAAAAGAGUUUUAACAUUUGUACCAGUACACUUAGCUGUAUCAGAGCAAAUACCAAAUAAACCUCUUCAUUCAAGGGUUGCUUCUGAUUGCUCUCAUAGUUUGCCAGUGCUACUUUCAAGUACUAUUGCAAGUUACAAACUCAGCAUGCAAACACAAAAUGACUCCUCACUCCUCAAAGUGCAAAACUCUAUGACUAUUAAUACACAGAAUGUGUCUGAAAAAAAUGACCAAGUUCUUCAGACCAACUGCCAAGAUAUCGAGGGUGCUACCAACACGGGCAGUAGUUUCUCUGAGCAAGGACUCACAACUUGUACCUCAGUGGUACAAGUGGUACAAGAAGCCAAGGAGGCUUCUUGUGUCUUUGAUGAAGAGGUCCUGUCCCAGCAGAGAAGAACAAAUGACACUUUGUUACAGAAGGUGAUUCAUCUUAUACAAGAGGAGUUUGCCUUUGAUGGCUAUCUAGAGAAUGGAGUUGAAGUUUUUGAUAUGGGUAACUUCAUUUUAGCAUUAAAGGAAAUUGAAUUCAGCGUGUUCUCUGACAAAAUUUGUGAGAAGUACUGUGACCUAUACUGGGAUGAAAAAUUACUGGAGAAUCUUUAUCAAGUAGUAAAUGGAGAAAGAGCUUCACCUUUACACAUAACUGAGGCAGAUGACUCAAACUGUGGCGGUGUAUUCCAAGAUCUGAAAAAAUCUGACAGCUUUUUGGCAAGCAGUGAUCAUACAGAGGGAGAAGGAGAAGCUACCUUUGAGGUGAAGGAUGAUCUUAUGAUAAAUACAUCGUUAGCUGAAAUGAAUUUGAAUGAGAUGCCCUUGGAUAAUUUCAUAAAAGAGUCAUGGCUGCAGAAUGCUAUCCCUAUAGAAAAAGAUGGACAGUGUUUACAAAGCAAUGGCUAUUGUAUUGGUCCAGACUUUGCAGAAGAAAUUACAGAGCCAGAGGAAGAGGCUGUAAUAAAGACACCUGAAAACAGCUACGUUGUGACUCCCAACCCACCUGAUUUUCAUGGCUGUAGUCCUGGUUGGAGCAGUGCAUUUUAUGGAGCUGAAUGUUUUGAUUCAGAAGUUCAUAGUUACAUUAAAAACCUUGGAAAGCAGAAAUCAAACGAAUCACAAAGUAUAGAUGCUAAAAAAGUGGAACUAGAACAAUUGCUAAUGAUGGAGACUAAAAAUUACAGAAAGACCAUAAAGUUUUACCAGAAACUAUUGCAGAAAGAAAGAAGAAACAAAGGUCCUGAAACUAAAUCUAUGUUGCCCAAAUUGAGAGGACAGCUACAAGAGAUGAAAUCAAGGGUGCAGUUUCUUGAACUGGUGAAGAAGUGUGUGCAGAUAAUGUAUGCGGAACAAUGGGGUGUGGAAACCAGUAUACUUCCUAUCAUCAUUCACAAUGGGAGAACUGACAUCAUUGAUGUGGCGCCUACAGAUGAGUCAUCAGUGCUUGUUUACUAUAACACAGAGAAACACAAAUGCAAUAAUCAAAAUGGUAUAAGAGUUCUGCAGGCUGGGACACCACUUGGUUUAAUGGCUUAUUUAUAUUCUAGAAAUGCAUUUUUAGAAGGCUAUGUGCAGCAGUUUCUCUACACGUUUCGCUAUUUUUGCACACAAGAGGAAUUUUUGCAGUUUAUUCUUGAUCGAAUUAGCAGCACUUUAUCCAGUGCAAGCCUGGAUCCCUCCUCAUCACUUACCAAAAUAUGUAACCGCAGUUUCUGCAUCCUGCAGGCUUGGAUUGAGGACUGCUACAAUGUAGACUUUGCAACAAAUGUGAACCUUUUACAUACCCUAAAAGAAUUUAUUUCUUCCAAGGUUGCUCCAUUAAAUGGGUAUGGUGAGCAUUUGUUGACACUGCUUGAGGAUGCUUCUGCCAGGAAAUGUGGCAGUUCUCAGCAGUGCUCCAGUAUGGAGAAUGGUGAAGAAGAAGAGGAAGAGGAGAGAAAAACAUUACACUCCAUAUGUAAAAAGCUCUCUGAAGAUAUGUUCAGAAAGAACUUUAACUGGAAACUUUCCAAAGGUAUGGGACCAAUUGCACAUUAUCAGAGAGAGCGACUGUACACUAUUUCAUCGGUUUUGCCAAAGCCAUGCUAUAGCAGUUUUACAGAAGAAUUCCCAGUCUCCUUUGCUAAAGCAGAUGAAGUGGGACCAUAUCUUUUAACAGAAUACAGUGUGCAACAGCUUUGUUGUCAGCUGACAUUACUGCAACAGGAAUUAUUUCAUAAAUGUCAUCCAGUACACUUUCUGAAUUCAAGAGCACUUGGCGUAAAAGAUAAAUGUGCUGCUGUACAGAAAGCCGCUGCUACUGAGGAAGUUUCCUUUAAAGUCUGUAACCUGUUUCUAUCUAAGUGUAUACAAGACCAGUACCUUAUACAAUUACUAAGAAAUGCAGACAGUGUCAGCACCUGGGUUGCUGCUGAAAUUGUAACAUGUCAUACAUCUAAGCUGCAGGUGAGCUUGUUAUCAAAAUUUCUUCUUAUAGCAAAGUCCUGCUAUGAACAAAGAAAUUUUGCUACUGCAAUGCAAAUCCUAGCAGGCUUGGAGAAUCUUAUUGUACGACAGUUGCCAGCCUGGAAAAUUCUACCUGCAAAAGUAGCUGAAAUAAUAGAAGAACUCAAGGCUGUUGAGGUGUUUCUAAAAAGUGACAGUUUGUGUUUGAUGGAAGGAGAAAGAUUCAAAACACUUCCAACAAUUCCAUCUGCCCAUGUUUUAGCUAUGCAUGUCCAACAACUUGAAACUGGAGGAUUCACAAUGACAAAUGGAGCUCACAAAUGGACUAAACUUAGAAAUAUUGCGAAAGUUGUGAGCCAAGUUCACGCAUUUCAAGAGAAUCCUUACACAUUUACACCGGAUUACAAGCUGCAGUCUUACCUCAGACAAAGAAUAACUCGUUUUAAGGAUGCAGACAUUUCUGCUUUGGCCGCUGACAACUGUGCCAACUUCCAUCAUAUACCAGCAGAAAAACAUUCUCGGAAAAUCCAGGACACGCUGCGCAGAAUGAAGGCAACAUUUCAGUAA